Octopus sinensis (East Asian common octopus) is the source of this 2681-nucleotide messenger RNA. Its product is annotated as zinc finger protein 726-like. Lineage: Eukaryota; Metazoa; Mollusca; Cephalopoda; Octopoda; Octopodidae. The coding region runs from base 376 to 1536 and encodes 386 amino acids. The transcript has 2 exons. The record is from RefSeq and is a predicted model, not a curated record.
CACCGGUAUCUUUAUAGUGAGGGACAUGUUAUCGAUGACACCGUUUACUUGUUGUGCUAGCACUGAACUAUUACAACCUGUUGUAGAAGAACAGGGAUUCCUCCAGAAAGGUUGUUGCCAUUCAUUUAUGGAUUCUGUGUCUACAUUGCAUACAUUAGCCAUAUCCACAUUCAUUAAUGUAGAAACAGAAGCAUUUUUGUCUACAAUACUGACUGGGAGAGGAUCCAUUCAGUAAUAAACAUUAUAAUGGUAAGUAGAAAAUAUAUCUGCAUUGUAUAUUUUCCACAAAUGUAAAUCCAUGGGAUUUAAGACAAGAAACUGAGCCAUAAUAGACACCGACAUGUCUCAGUUUUUAAGAAUUCUUCAAGAAUUAAUAUGGAGGACAUUAAUGAGUUGGACACUUCUACCAUAACUGUUUUUAACAAUGUAGACGCAAUUACACAGACAUUCAAUGGUGAGAAACCAUUAGCAAGUGAAACACUUAACAAGAAAACAUCGGUAAGCAGAAAUAUUUACUGUGAAAUCUGUGGGAAAUCUUUUGCCUCAAACAGUAAUUUAACAAAGCACAAACGAAUCCACAGCGGAGAAAAGCCAUUUCAGUGUGAGAUAUGUGGGAAAGCCUUCACUCAAAAUUCUCAUCUUGUUGUUCACAUACGAAGUCACACAGGAGAGAAACCAUUCCGCUGUGAAGCGUGUGGGAAAUCUUUUGUUUCUGACAGUGAUUUAACAAGACACAAAGUGAUACACUCUGGAGAAAAACCAUAUCACUGUCAGAUAUGUGGGAAAUCUUUUACCAAUAAUUCAAAUCUUGUUAUCCACAUACGUAGUCACACUGGAGAGAAACCAUUCUGCUGUGAAUUGUGUGGGAAAUCUUUUGUUUCCAAUAUUCAUUUAACAAGUCACAAAAGGAUACACAGUGGAGAAAACCUCUGUUAUUGUAAAAUCUGUGGCAAAUCGUUCGUUAAUAAUUCAAAGCUUGUUAUUCACAGAAGUAGUCACACUGGAGAGAAACCGUGUCAUUGCGAUGUGUGUGGCAAGUGUUUUGUGUCUAACAGUAAUUUAACAAGACACAAACUAAUACACAGUGGAGAGAAAUCCUUCCACUGUGAAAUAUGUGGCAAGUCUUUCGUCUCCAACAUUGUUUUAACCAAGCACAAACGUAGUCACACAGGAGAAAAACCAUUCCAGUGUGAAACGUGUGGGAAAUCAUUCUCUGUCAAUUCCAGUCUUGUAGUUCACAACCGUAGUCACACCGGAGAGAAGCCUUUCCACUGUGAGAUAUGUGGGAAGUCUUUUGUUGAGAAUUCUAAACUGACCAUUCACAUACGUAGUCACACUGGAGAAAAACCAUAUCGCUGUGAAGUGUGUGGGAAAUCUUUUGUUAAUAAUAGUGAUUUAACAAAACACAAACGAAUCCACACAGGAGAGAAACCUUAUCAUUGUGAUAUAUGUGGGAAAUCUUUUAAGACCAACAGUCACUUGAAGGCACACAAACGAAUCCACACUAGAAAGAAUCCUUUCAACUGUGAAAUGUGAGAAAUACUUUGCUUACAAAUCUAAACUUGUAGUCCACCAACAUACACUCAUUGGAGAACAUUUAUCAUGGUGAAAUAUGAUGGAAAUUGGAAUUAUCAUUUUUCUCAAUGUACUCUCAUUUAAAAAUAACCCUUCCACUAAAAUAUUUUGGAAAGCCUUUUCUGUAAAUUACAAAUGUCAUCAUCAUCAUCAUCAUCAUAAUGUACACUUUGCUAUGUUUGCAUGUAUCAGAUGGAAUUCAUUGAGGCAUAUUUUCUGUGGCCAGAUACUCUUCCUGUCACCAGCCCUCACCUGUUUCCAAGCAAAGUAACAUUUCCCAUUGACUGGAAACAACUCCAUUUGUGUGACUCUGAUGGUUGUUUAUAAUCAUCAUGUGAUGUCAAGAUAGGAGUAGAAACUAUCACACACGUGUGAUAGUUUCCAUCUACCAAAUCCACUCAAGGCUUUAGUCAUCAUGUGGCUGUAGCAAAAAAAACACUUGCCUAAGAUGCCCUGCAGUGGGACUGAAUCUAAAAUCAUGUGGUUUUGAAGUAAACUUCUCAACUAUGCAGUCAUGCCUGCACCUUGUUAAAUGAAUUUAGACUGGACAUAGAACUAUAUCAGAGUGAGAUAAUAUGUGAGGAAUCAUUCAGUAUGAAGUUUACAUUUUUAAUCCAGUGUUGAAUACAGACUGGAGACAAAGAUUAUUAUUGUGACAUAUAUUAACAAUCACUCUUUGAAUUCUAGUCUUGUAAUCCAUAAAUACACUUUGAAGAAAGACCUAUUCAUUGUUAUUUGUCAUUAAAGUUUCUUACAGAGACAGAAUCUCAUAAAUCAUGACUGGAAAGACAAAGUAAAAUCUUAUAGAUAUGAAAUUAUACAUGGUUCACCUACCAACCACAUUUUGGACAGCAAACUCUCUAGGUUGAAACAGUCCAUCUUAACAGUCCUGGACAAACACGCCAACCCCUUCCCACCCAACCUCUCCAAGACACAAAUCAUCACUUAAAAAAACUGGUUGGAAAACCUAGUCUAUGUCUCCCCUCUGACAAAGACAGAGAAUUUUAUCUCAUUAUACCACACACAUAUGACAAUUUAGCAUUCCAGCACCUUAACAAUAUCUACACCAGAAUCACUGGGGUCACUGCAACCACACUAGAAGACCU